Molecule: messenger RNA, 2699 nt
Organism: Pecten maximus
Lineage: Eukaryota; Metazoa; Mollusca; Bivalvia; Pectinida; Pectinidae
Product: polyubiquitin-C-like
Biological process (GO): modification-dependent protein catabolic process; protein ubiquitination
Cellular component (GO): nucleus; cytoplasm
Molecular function (GO): ubiquitin protein ligase binding; protein tag activity
Source: RefSeq, a predicted model, not a curated record
GAUGAAUUCAAUGAACUGACAAGUACGCCAUCUUUGUAGUUAUUCAAGCAGCAGACUUCGUAUUGAUAGCACGUACUAUUAUAACAACACAUAUAUAAAGAGAUCAAGAUGCAGAUCUUUGUCAAAACAUUGACAGGAAAGACAAUCACACUUGAGGUGGAACCAUCUGACAGCAUUGAGAAUGUCAAAGCCAAGAUCCAGGACAAAGAAGGAAUUCCCCCAGACCAGCAGCGUCUCAUCUUUGCCGGUAAACAGCUGGAAGAUGGACGUACAUUGUCCGAUUACAACAUUCAGAAGGAGUCCACACUCCACUUAGUGUUGCGUCUCCGAGGAGGUAUGCAGAUCUUUGUCAAAACAUUGACAGGAAAGACAAUCACACUUGAGGUGGAACCAUCUGACAGCAUUGAGAAUGUCAAAGCCAAGAUCCAGGACAAAGAAGGAAUUCCCCCAGACCAGCAGCGUCUCAUCUUUGCCGGUAAACAGCUGGAAGAUGGACGUACAUUGUCCGACUACAACAUCCAGAAGGAGUCCACACUCCACUUAGUGUUGCGUCUCCGAGGAGGUAUGCAGAUCUUUGUCAAAACAUUGACAGGAAAGACAAUCACACUUGAGGUGGAACCAUCUGACAGUAUUGAGAAUGUCAAAGCCAAGAUCCAGGACAAAGAAGGAAUUCCCCCAGACCAGCAGCGUCUCAUCUUUGCCGGUAAACAGCUGGAAGAUGGACGUACAUUGUCCGAUUACAACAUCCAGAAGGAGUCCACACUCCACUUGGUGUUGCGUCUCCGAGGAGGUAUGCAGAUCUUUGUCAAAACAUUGACAGGAAAGACAAUCACACUUGAGGUGGAACCAUCUGACAGUAUUGAGAAUGUCAAAGCCAAGAUCCAGGACAAAGAAGGAAUUCCCCCAGACCAGCAGCGUCUCAUCUUUGCUGGUAAACAGCUGGAAGAUGGACGUACAUUGUCCGAUUACAACAUCCAGAAGGAGUCCACACUCCACUUAGUGUUGCGUCUCCGAGGAGGUAUGCAGAUCUUUGUCAAAACAUUGACAGGAAAGACAAUCACACUUGAGGUGGAACCAUCUGACAGUAUUGAGAAUGUCAAAGCCAAGAUCCAGGACAAAGAAGGAAUUCCCCCAGACCAGCAGCGUCUCAUCUUUGCUGGUAAACAGCUGGAAGAUGGACGUACAUUGUCCGAUUACAACAUCCAGAAGGAGUCCACACUCCAUUUGGUGUUGCGUCUCCGAGGAGGUAUGCAGAUCUUUGUCAAAACAUUGACAGGAAAGACAAUCACACUUGAGGUGGAACCAUCUGACAGUAUUGAGAAUGUCAAAGCCAAGAUCCAGGACAAAGAAGGAAUUCCCCCAGACCAGCAGCGUCUCAUCUUUGCCGGUAAACAGCUGGAAGAUGGACGUACAUUGUCCGACUACAACAUCCAGAAGGAGUCCACACUCCAUUUGGUGUUGCGUCUCCGAGGAGGUAUGCAGAUCUUUGUCAAAACAUUGACAGGAAAGACCAUCACACUUGAGGUGGAACCAUCUGACAGUAUUGAGAAUGUCAAAGCCAAGAUCCAGGACAAAGAAGGAAUUCCCCCAGACCAGCAGCGUCUCAUCUUUGCCGGUAAACAGCUGGAAGAUGGACGUACAUUGUCCGAUUACAACAUCCAGAAGGAGUCCACACUCCACUUGGUGUUGCGUCUCCGAGGAGGUAUGCAGAUCUUUGUCAAAACAUUGACAGGAAAGACAAUCACACUUGAGGUGGAACCAUCUGACAGUAUUGAGAAUGUGAAAGCCAAGAUCCAGGACAAAGAAGGAAUUCCCCCAGACCAGCAGCGUCUCAUCUUUGCCGGUAAACAGCUGGAAGAUGGACGUACAUUGUCCGACUACAACAUCCAGAAGGAGUCCACACUCCACUUGGUGUUGCGUCUCCGAGGAGGUAUGCAGAUCUUUGUCAAAACAUUGACAGGAAAGACAAUCACACUUGAGGUGGAACCAUCUGACAGUAUUGAGAAUGUCAAAGCCAAGAUCCAGGACAAAGAAGGAAUUCCCCCAGACCAGCAGCGUCUCAUCUUUGCCGGUAAACAGCUGGAAGAUGGACGUACAUUGUCCGAUUACAACAUCCAGAAGGAGUCCACACUCCACUUAGUGUUGCGUCUCCGAGGAGGUAUGCAGAUCUUUGUCAAAACAUUGACAGGAAAGACAAUCACACUUGAGGUGGAACCAUCUGACAGUAUUGAGAAUGUCAAAGCCAAGAUCCAGGACAAAGAAGGAAUUCCCCCAGACCAGCAGCGUCUCAUCUUUGCCGGUAAACAGCUGGAAGAUGGACGUACAUUGUCCGAUUACAACAUCCAGAAGGAGUCCACACUCCACUUGGUGUUGCGUCUCCGUGGAGGAAACUAAAUGAGCACCUGCUGCUUGUUUCAAUUUUCAAUAAUCUAGAACAUUUUAACAGUAACACCAGAUUUAAAUUCAGGAAUUUGUGAAAGUGUGAAUGAAAGAACAUAUAUAUACUAGGAAAGAAAUCAUUCUUCUGAAUUGGUUUAUACAUUCUAUAAAUUCUAAAUUCUAAAAAAUAACUAAUAGAUUAUCUCGCAUUAUGUUGAAGGACCUGAUAGUUCCAAUUUAGGAGUAAUUUGAAUUUAAAAUGCUUCGUGAAUGUUUUGGACUACACCAUUCCUGCAAGUGAAUUAAAAGUUCAAAUGUUA